AUGCACUGUCACGCGCGCUUCUACUGUUCACUUGCGCUGGUCGCAAGCUCCUUGUUUUCUUUGGCUGCACAGGCUUCAUCGUUGUCGACGCGGGCAACGGUGUGCAAUGGCCAUGCUGAGCUAUGCGAGAGGAGUUAUGGGAGCGUGUCCUUUGUUGGUGCCCACGAUUCAUACGCCGUUGGAGCAACAAGCAAUGUGUUCGUCAAUCAGGAUCAUGAUGUUACACAGCAACUCAAUGAUGGCGUUCGUAUGCUGCAGCUCCAAGUUCACAAUCAAGGUGGAGCCCUGCGGCUCUGCCAUUCAAUAUGUGCCAUAGCCGACUCCGGUCUGUUACAAGAUUACCUUAGCAAAGUCAAGUCAUGGAUGGACAGCAACCCCAACGAAGUUGUGUCUAUUUUGAUAGUCAACAUUGACAAUUCACCCGCCCCUUCGUUUGACCUGGCUUACAAGGCGGCCGAUUUGGAUGGGAUAUCUUUUGCUCCUGAGACACCCACAUUGCCUGCUUCGGGAUGGCCGACUCUCGGAAGUAUGAUCGACUCGGGCAAACGUCUGGUCAGUUUCUUGGACAAUGGCGCGGAUCCUUCGAUUCCCCACCUUAUUGAUGAGUUCACGAAUAUCUGGGAAACUGCAUUCAACCUCGUCAACCCCGAUCUCUUCGACUGCACGGUCAACAGAACAAAAGGAGAUACAUCUACACAGAUGUUCCUGAUCAACCACUUCCUCAACAAGCUCGUUGCCGGCCUCCCCGCACCAGAUCCCGACAAUGCUAAUGUCACGAACGCUGCGACCGGCGCUGGUUCAUUGGGGGCUCACGUCGAUACGUGCAGAACUGUCCAAGGACGCCCACCAACCUUCCUCCUUGUUGAUUUUUACGAGUUCGGCGGAGGUUCCGUGUUUCAAGUAGCGGCCGACAUCAAUGGCGUCACAUACGCCCCAACAACCCCCAUUGCUCAACCAGUAACAGCCAAUUCCAGCACAUCAUCAUCACCAUCUUCCGGGAGUGGCAGCGGCAAUGGCGCAACUGCCAUGUCAGCCUCCAACUCAAUGGCAAUGGCGUUCUCCGUGCUGUCGGCAGUGACAAUGGGCGUCGUCAGCGUGCUCUGA
Molecule: messenger RNA, 1104 nt
Organism: Pleurotus ostreatus (oyster mushroom)
Lineage: Eukaryota; Fungi; Basidiomycota; Agaricomycetes; Agaricales; Pleurotaceae
Exons: 9
Coding region: 1-1104 (367 amino acids)
Biological process (GO): lipid metabolic process
Molecular function (GO): phosphoric diester hydrolase activity
Source: RefSeq, a predicted model, not a curated record